CCCGCGAUAACGCUUAUCACUCGGCAUUCCGUUCCUCCCUCGGUGGUAACGCGAUAUUGUAAUUUCAUAACGUUUCAUUUAAUAACCAUCGUAUCCCCUCAGUGUACACGAAACGCGCGGACGAGCAUCACCUGCGCCCAGACAUCGGUCAGCGAAUACUGUUCCGUGACGACGACAACAGCAGCUGCUGAACCCCCUCCCCCCCUGCAGACAGCGGUCGACGUUCGAGUGACAAAAACCGUCGUCCGAGAAGGCAAACAGCACCGGAGACUCCUCGAUUUUAUUGGUUUUAAAACAAAUCCUAAGUAAUAAUGACUCUGUUAAAAACCUUUUGGACACCAAUUAUUGUAUAUCCUGAUGUGAAAACUGGAUGCAAAUUUGUAGCUGCCUACACAAUUGCAAUAUCCAUUUUUUUGAUGGCACUAAUUGUACAUAUGCAAAAUGGCGGUGAAUCAACUCAAAUGUAUAAUCCAUUUUUUGAAACAAAUUUACGUGAACUAAAUUAUUAUGUGGUUUACACUUUAAUGUUUUUCGCCUAUAUGAUUGGUUCAUCACUGUUGCUACUGAAAGGCUUAACCAACAAUCUCCGAGGAUUUUUAUUACCAUGGUUAAUUGGUAUGGGUUUUGUUGUCAUUUUUUUGCUAGUUUGGUCCAUUUGGUUGCUGUACGGGUAUUAUAUUUAUAUUCACAUGGUAUGUGCUGCAGUCAUUUAUUGGAUCGUUGCUGCUAUGCAAUUUUAUUGCUGGUUAUGUGUUUAUACACAAUAUCGAGUGAUCUACGAAAUGCAAUCUCCUAACAUUGAACUUCUCAUAUUCUAAUGGACUUCUCACGUAUUUGCAACUUUUAAUCAUUAAGCAUUUUUGUAUUAUUACUUUCUACAUAAAUAUAUUUUUUUUUCAACGUUUUCUUUAUUAAUUUAAAAAAA
Sipha flava (yellow sugarcane aphid) is the source of this 925-nucleotide messenger RNA. RefSeq lists its product as uncharacterized. The record is from RefSeq and is a predicted model, not a curated record. The transcript has 6 exons. Bases 312 to 818 code for a protein of 168 amino acids. NCBI's taxonomy places the organism in Eukaryota, Metazoa, Arthropoda, Insecta, Hemiptera, Aphididae.